CACGCAGGGAAACGGGAGAACAGUCAAGUCAAGCCUCGCCAAGCGACAGCAACACGAGGGAGGCCGUGUAUUAUAAGCACGCCGUCUCUCCCCGAACCUCAGCAUCUGGCGCAAAGCAUUUUUGUGGCGUUUGGUUAGGGCUCGGCUACGAAUUGAGGCCCAACAGCCAAGAAGCCAUUCCGGGCAAUUGUCGGGAUAAGAUGCUGGCUUACUCGUAGCGUUCAUCCACUGGCGAGGGUCAGCGCGAUGGUCCUGACUCCCAAUUUCCCAGCGAAAGAACCAGUCGAGGACGGUGGAAAACGCCACCAAAAAAAAUUUCCGGCUAGUCUUUAGCCGCCUGUGACACACCCUCACCCCAUGGGCUCAGUCGACCCGGGGUAUUACCCCGGAAAUAGUAUACGGGAGCCGUUAGCUUCGCUGGUAGUGGCCCAUUUGACCAAGGAGAUUCAUUCGGAAGUGGUAAGCAGCACGUGGCUUACAGGAGGAGAACAAGGACAUGACUCCCAAAAGCACGAGAGCACGAUGUAAGGAAGAUGCAUGUCAGCAAAAGGGUCCUACUGCAACCCCAAAUGUCCCGUUGCGUUACCCUACGGG
Molecule: messenger RNA, 594 nt
Organism: Aspergillus welwitschiae
Lineage: Eukaryota; Fungi; Ascomycota; Eurotiomycetes; Eurotiales; Aspergillaceae
Exons: 1
Coding region: 358-528 (56 amino acids)
Source: RefSeq, a predicted model, not a curated record